GCACUAGUUGCUCUCGUUCUGCUGCAUCUCCACCACCACCACCAUGCCGACUGACACUAAACGUGUUCGCGGUCCAGAAGUUACCCAGAGCCCGUCACUGUUUUUGUGCAAACCGGCGGCCGCUCCCCCUUCGCACGGCCCGAGAGCAGACGGCCGGCAGCGGGAUCAAGUGGAUGUCCGGCCGGUGUUCGUCCGCUGCGGGCUGGUGAGCCAGGCUAAAGGCUCCGCGUACAUCGAGGCUGGAAACACCAAGUUGAUGUGCUGUGUUUACGGCCCCAGAGAGACGGAGCGCAAAGAUGAGACAGAUAUGAAAUGUGGAAGGUUGACGACUGACAUGCGUUUCGCUCCCUUUUCCUGCCCGGAGAGGGGCUCCUGGAUUCAGGGGAGCCAGGACAAGGAUCUCUCCUUGAUGCUGCAUGAGAGUCUGCAGCCAGCCGUCUGCCUCCACAAAUACCCCCGCUCUCAGAUCGAGAUCAACGUGAUGGUUCUUGAGAACAGUGGUUCAGUUCUGGCCCAUGCUGUCACGUGUGCCUCCCUUGCUCUGGCAGAUGCCGGGAUAGAAAUGUAUGAUCUGGUGCUCGGUUGUUCCAUUUGCCAGGACGGUGCCUCGUAUGUGGUAGACCCCUCUUACAUGGAGGAAAACAGCUGCGGCUCGGUCAGCAGCAAGAACCAGGGCAGUCUGACUGUUGCGUUUCUUCCCAGCUUGAACCAGAUUUCUGGGAUGCAGUCAGACGGAGAAAUGACUGAAGAGACUCUGACAGCGGGGGUUCGAACCUGCAUCGAGGGAUGCUAUAAACUGUACCCAGUCAUCCAACAAGCCUUGGCCAAAGCUGUGCGCAGGGCUGCACCCCCACCGUCAGAGAGCUGAGGGACUCUAACUAAUAACUUUAUGCUCUUUCUACUUCUCACUUUUUCAGUCUUAAUGCCUACUUUUCCCUGUUUUCUAUUAAAUUCUUCAAAAAGAAAA
Molecule: messenger RNA, 967 nt
Organism: Labrus mixtus (cuckoo wrasse)
Lineage: Eukaryota; Metazoa; Chordata; Actinopteri; Labriformes; Labridae
Gene: exosc6
Product: exosome component 6
Exons: 2
Coding region: 44-868 (274 amino acids)
Biological process (GO): rRNA catabolic process; nuclear mRNA surveillance; U4 snRNA 3'-end processing
Cellular component (GO): nucleolus; nuclear exosome (RNase complex); cytoplasmic exosome (RNase complex)
Source: RefSeq, a predicted model, not a curated record